Ostrea edulis (European flat oyster) is the source of this 1141-nucleotide messenger RNA. RefSeq lists its product as uncharacterized. Lineage: Eukaryota; Metazoa; Mollusca; Bivalvia; Ostreida; Ostreidae. The record is from RefSeq and is a predicted model, not a curated record. The transcript has 4 exons. The coding region runs from base 379 to 825 and encodes 148 amino acids.
CCGUAACAAAUUGAAAUAAGUCCAUGUCUCUCCUGGGCUUCCUUAGAUAUGCACAACAUGAAGGCUAAUCAAAAUAUAUCAACAUGUUUCAGUCGCCUUAAAAAAAAAAAGAAGUAUAAAGUAUAAAUGUAUAAGGCAUGAUACAUUUCUACCAUGCCAGGGCAUGCAGAGAGCGCUCUUUCCGAAAUUGAUAGCGACCUCUGGCAGAGAUUAAAGGUAAGUAAGCGUGAUAUCCUCGGAGGGUGCUGAAAAUAUUCGCAUUCCACAUGGCGUGUGAUAUCAUAAAGGAACAGCUAGUUCACAUUUUCCGAAAAUCGACGCAACGAGGCGAGACAGCAAGGCGUUUUUUAUUCAGAAAUCUACAAACCUUGGAGGAAGAUGUACAGACAAUGCAUAUGUCUUUUUGCUGUUGCAAUUAUUUGUUUGUUGGUAGGACGGGGGGAGUGUGGUGAAUGCUGCAGGCUGCGUAAUAUCUUGACCAGUGACCAGGAUGAGACUUGGUGCAGCGACUAUUGCUGCAUUUCCCUGGGGAAUACGUAUUGCUGCGAUAUCAGCGCCAUGCGGGCUCCGGAAGAGGACCGACUUCCGUUUUGCACCGAUUGGUUCCAUGCCCAUGUGUGGGUACCCAUUGUAGUGUCUAUCGCAAUCGUGGCCAUGUGCGUUGGUUGUUGUGUGUGCUGCUGCAGAGCGUGCUGCGGGCGACGACGUGAAACCAUCAUUGUUCAAGGAGGACAACCAGGUGGCACUACAGUGGUUGCACAACAACAGUCUACCAUGUUAGCAGCACCAAUGAGUCCCUACAAUGCCGGGUAUAACCAGAGCUGAUUCCAUUCCUUACGAGAGUCAUUUACAGAAGUCCGUCUAUUAAGUCCAGGAGUUGUGACAACAAUAAUGAAAGUUUUAACCCGUUUUCUUCACAUAACUCGGAUUAUAUCAUGUAUCAAUUUUUUUUUCUGCGGUAACUGUAGUGUUUUAUAUUUUAUCAUCCUUUUAUGUGUUGCAUUUAUUUUACUCCCAAACAAUAGUACAGAUAGUAUCAUCGAUUACUAGUUUAUCGUUUCUUUUCUUUUAUAGGCCUAUGUUUUUGUAUUUGUCAAACGUCGAUCUGUAAAAUGUUUUGUCAAUAAAAAAGAUUCCUGUA